AUGUCUACUCAAGUUCAUCCUAUCUACAUUGUUUCCGUAAAUAACACUCCACAAAGAGCCAAAGAGCUAGUUGCUAUCCUCGUCGAUGAGCUUAGAAUGGAGUACAACUUGAUCCAUGUCGCCAACAUGGACUCUAUCUUUGGGGUCAAGGCGAUUUUGGAGUCCCUAAUUGUUUUGCCACAGGUCCUUAUCUGCUCAAGCCAAUGGAACACCACACAGCAAGAAGAAGUCCAGAAACUUGCAAAGACGUUGAUUCCAGGUCUGAAAACUGUUGCGAUUCCUCCGGGUCUCAAUGCAUUGCGGGGAGGAGGUGCGGUAGUAGGAUUUUUGAAGGAGCAAUUUCUUGGACUGGGUCUCCCAAUGAGAACUUGA
Messenger RNA from Cadophora gregata, 372 nucleotides. RefSeq lists its product as uncharacterized. The record is from RefSeq and is a predicted model, not a curated record. NCBI's taxonomy places the organism in Eukaryota, Fungi, Ascomycota, Leotiomycetes, Helotiales, Ploettnerulaceae. Bases 1 to 372 code for a protein of 123 amino acids. The transcript is spliced from 4 exons.